This is a messenger RNA of Amyelois transitella, 3523 nucleotides long. RefSeq names its product WASH complex subunit 4 (gene SWIP). The record is from RefSeq and is a predicted model, not a curated record. The transcript is spliced from 5 exons. Gene Ontology annotation, cellular component: endosome; WASH complex. Gene Ontology annotation, biological process: endosome organization; endosomal transport. NCBI's taxonomy places the organism in Eukaryota, Metazoa, Arthropoda, Insecta, Lepidoptera, Pyralidae. Bases 188 to 3457 code for a protein of 1089 amino acids.
UGUAUUUAUUAUGAUUGGAUUUCCUCGGGAAUAGAUCUAAGUUUCUAUUUUAUUUUGCUCAAUAUUACCUAUCUCUUCAAAGUUUGAGUUGGAAUUGGAAUACUGUCAAUAUUAUGAUUUAGUUGCGGCAAGUUGCAACUUUAGAAAAUUACCCAACGUUAUUACAAUCGCGAAUACAUAAUAAAAUAUGAAGACCGACACAGAAAAAGAAAUUGGGACUCAAAUCCUUAAAAGUUAUGGACAAUUCUUCAAAAAACAACAUCAAGAUCUUUUAUCACUUACAGAUGACUCCAAGUGGGAGGAGAAUAAAACCUUUUUAGCUGUUAAAACCAUUAUGAACCCAAAGGAAUCACUCUCAAUUACAGAUUUGGUUUCAUCUGAUAAUAUGAUGAUGACGAAAAUAUUAAGUGUGCUAUCUUCCUUGUGUAUAGAGAUCACUAAAUUAAAAGAAGAGGCUUUUACAAGAUACUUUCCAUUUUUGGCUGUUUAUGAUGAGUAUAAUGAAAGUUCUGUUAGCUCCCACAUGGCAGAAAUAUGCUCGUUAAGUGCCUUUAUCUCCCGAUGUGAAGACACACUCCGCAACCUCUGUAAUCAAAUGUUUGCGCUCUGCACAGAAAGCUUCAUUAAUCUAAAUGGGAUCCAGAUGGACCAUUUGAUAAAACAUGUUGGUGAAAUCUUCACUGUUAUAAUACUUAUUGAAUUGCUUAUUUCCAAUUCAACACUGCCAGCGAAAUGGAGGAAAUACCAGAAAGCAUUGAAAUCAUAUUCAUCAGACAAACUGGACAUGUAUGAAGAUAGACUAGCUUCUAUGAUUGGGGCCGUGGAUAAUAUUACAAAUAAACUUAUGAAUGAUGACAUAGCACAAACAUGUCUACAAAAUCUGCUUACACUCAGAGGGAAGCUGGUGGACAAGAAUUGUUCAUUUUUGGCAACAGAACUAACCCAGUAUGUCAAACAAGCCAUUUGCAACUUGGAGAAACUCACGGUUGAGAAACCUACUUCAGACAAUAUGUACAAAUGUAUCAAAGUCAACACUCUAUUUGUGCUUAACUCACACUUGUUUGGAAUUGGUGACAAAAAAAUGUUUAAGAGUUUGGUGGAAUUGAACACGAAGGCUCACAGCAUCAAUCUGACUGGCACAUCUAUAUGGUUUCCUGAGCAGUUCCUGCAAAGGCAUGUACCUUCACUCUGUGCCAGUUUUGGCAAACUACCACAAAUCAUGCUAAAAGCUCGACAAACUUUUAUCAGUAACAAAAAGGCAACUCUCGCUCGCGAUAUUGCCAGUCUUCAAUCAACAUGCACCCAGUGGAUUUUAAAUAUGGAAGAAAUUUUCUCCAUAAAACAUAACAGAUUGAAUGCAGCAGAAAUGAGCUUACAUGUCAAAUCCCUGUUAACUGGUUUAGAUCUUGCAUCAAGCAUUAAUUGCUCAGUACUGACCAUGAUCAACCUACAUCUAUCACUUGGCAUGCCUUUAUCAAAGAAUAUUCUUUUAUCCCUUUUCGAAAUCAUAGACAUAUUGAAAUCAUUACAAAAUGCAGUUACACGUAACUACACGCAAAUUAUGAAUUCAAUUAAUAUGACUAUACAGCAUCUGGUAUUCCAAGCUAUAGCAAGUGUUCAGGAUUUGAAGAAAACUGUUAUGACGGACAAAAUGUUUGCGAGUAAACGGCUAGAUGAACUCACCUGCAUUGUGAUUGCGGAACAAGCUCUAAAGGGUGCUGCCACCAUGGAGAGGAAUGUUGCCGCCUAUAUCGCACUCAGCUUCGUCCCCAAUACCACGUAUCUGGAAGACGGCUAUGCCAGACUUGCAACUAUUCUAGAAAAAAUACAAACUCUAUCUAAUUUCACCCAAUCAUUUGAGAGCUAUUGUAAUUGUUCAUGGUUGUUGUGGCAUGAACAUAUCAUUCCAAUUUAUUUUGAACAAAAUUUCAAUACUCAGUUAAAUGCACUCAAAUUGAAAUAUUUUCUUAUGGUCUUAGAAGAUUGUGCUGUCUUUUUGCAUCACACAGACAAGCAAUACAAAACACAAAAAUCGAAACAAUUUGUCAAUAUGAUUCAAAAGUUAAUUGACGACAAAGUUAUUCAGUCUACUAGUCAAAACAUCGAAACAAAUUUAAGACUGCACAUUCAUUCCCACCUACAGUUAGACGCCACUGAUCCGUUUUCAUGUGAUAUGACCAAGAAGGUCCUGCUGGCUGCCGACACAUUCCGCAUUUUAUCCGUAUACAUGUCAGUAGUGCCAUCAGUAGAACACUACCUCUCCACAAUGUACUACAACUUGACAACAGUCGUCUUAUCAGACUGGAAAACAUACGGGGAAAUGCGACAAAUGGCUAAAUUCAAAUUUAAUCUAAAAACGGUACAUGACAAUCUUCCUACACAGACACUGGAACAAGGGUUAGAUGUUUUAGAAAUAAUGAGGAAUAUUCAUAUUUUUGUCUCUAAAUAUCUUUAUAAUCUGAAUAAUCAAAUAUUUAUUGAAAAGAGCAGCAACAACAAGCACCUGAACUCUAUAAAUAUCCAACACGUUGCUAACUCCAUACGAACUCAUGGCACCGGAAUUAUGAACACGACAGUUAAUUUCACAUACCAGUUUUUGAAAAAGAAAUUUUUCACUUUUUCUCAGUUCAUGUACGAUGAACAUAUAAAAUCGAGGCUAGUGAAAGAUUUAAGAAACUUUAAAGAAAACGCUCUAGCUAACAAUAACAUGUACGCGUACAAAAAUGCAGAAAAAUUUAACAAGGGCAUAAAAGUUUUGGGCUUAGCUGAUGAUGGUCAGAGUUAUUUGGAUUUAUUCAGAGAUUUGAUAAGCCAAAUUGGAAACGCAAUGGGUUACGUGAGAAUGAUCCGAUCUGGAGGCAGACACUGCUGUUCUGAUGCCACUGUAUUUUUGCCCACUUUAGAUAUAAACGAAUCUUUUAAGGAGAUUAGCACAGAAAGUAAUUUCGGGCCAAAAACUAUCGAUGCAGCAGAAAACCUAGAUCAUAACAUUAACCUGUUGAUAACAAAUUUCAUUCAAGGUACGGAAUAUUUUAAAUUGCUGGUGGACGUGUUUGCUCCAGUGUUCAGGAAUCCUAAAAAUGUUCACCUCAAAAACUUUUUCGUCAUCGUUCCGCCGCUUACGUUGAAUUUUGUUGAACACAUGAUCUUAUCGAAAGACAAAAUGACGAAGAAGAACAAAGUGGGCGCUGCGUUCACUGAUGAUGGGUUUGCGAUGGGUGUCGCUUACAUACUGAAGCUACUUGAUCAGGGCUCCGAUUUUGAAUCUCUUCACUGGUUCGAUUCUGUCUGGAAACACAUAAGAGAUGAACGGAAAGCAGUCGAAGUACAGAAGAGCAAAGGAUCUGUACAGCUACAACAAGCCCUAGCCCUGACGGAGAAGAAAAUCAAAACUGUCGAGGAAGAAUUCAAACUUCUGUACUUUAGCUUGACUAGUGCCAGAAUAUUCUUUAGAUAGAUAUUAGUACUGAUUAUCUUGUUGUAUAUAUAACGAAAAUAUUACGCAAAAUAUAUUUUUAAAAUA